This is a messenger RNA of Oncorhynchus mykiss (rainbow trout), 7203 nucleotides long. RefSeq names its product Ras and Rab interactor 3 (gene rin3). NCBI's taxonomy places the organism in Eukaryota, Metazoa, Chordata, Actinopteri, Salmoniformes, Salmonidae. Gene Ontology annotation, molecular function: small GTPase binding; guanyl-nucleotide exchange factor activity. Gene Ontology annotation, biological process: vesicle-mediated transport; signal transduction. The record is from RefSeq and is a predicted model, not a curated record. Gene Ontology annotation, cellular component: endocytic vesicle; cytosol.
GUGAGAGAGAGAAGUGGGACAAGAAGAGGAGAAAGAGAGGGAGGGUUUGAACCGUUUUUUUAGGAGAUCUGUGAUCUUCUUGGCAGACCUGAAGGCUAGCUGUGUGAAGGGGGAAGGAGUGGAGGAGAGGAGGGCGGCAGGCUGACCACACUGGUCUACCUCUUCCUGAAAGCAACUCCGCUCAGAGAGACAGGAAGUAGAGACACAGAAAGAGGGGAGGGGGAAAGAAAGAGUCACAGAGAGAGAGAAUACUUUUCCUGUCACCAAACUUUUUGAAAACUGCGGGACUAGAGUGUGAAAAAUAAAGAUAGAGAGAAACACAGUGUGAAAUAGAAAAAGGAGAUUGAGAACAAAUCCAAGGACAUGGAGGAGUUCUCAGGCUACCAUCAUGGAUUGUUCCAGUGGAGUUGUGUGUGACUGACAGAGGGGGUUGCUUUGAAGACGGACAUUAGGAAAGAGUUUGAGUCCGAACGACAGAAUGAUAAAAACAGCUGUUCUCUCUCAGGAGACCGCAUCUACUGGGGUGAAUGCUGAGCCAUGCUCCCCACCUAGACCCCCCCUCACCCCUGCCUUAUCUUCAGGAUCAACAGUACUAUUCCCCCCUCCCAGACCUGCCCUCUCCUCAGGACCACCCCUGAUGGCUCCUCCGACUCUCCCCUCCAAACCCUCCCCAGCCCCUGACCCAACUCCCCAUGACCCAACUGACCCAACUCCACCUGUCUACCUGGACUCCUCCCCCCUCCUCCCUUCACCCCUCAUACCCUCCUCACCCUCCUCACCCACACCGCCCCUCCAUUCAGCUUCUGAACCACUCCCUUCUCAAAUUGACUUGGCCGUUGAUGCCACUGACGCAACUGAUGUCCCCAAUGCCGCUGUCCCUAAGGAAUGCACUCCCCCCUUAUCCCUAGUCCUUGAUGUCCCGGCUAUCUCUACUUCCACCCUUGUCACAUCACUACCCCCUCAAGUCUUAGAGACCUCCACUCCCCCACUCCCCACACCCCUGGUACCUGAUGUCCCAGAGAGAUCUACUCCUCCCCUCCCCACACCAGUACCCCCUCCAGUCUUAGAGACCUCAACUCCCCCACUCCCAACACCCCUGGUACCUGAUGUCCCAGAGAGAUCUACUCCUCCCCUCCCCACACCAGUACACCCUCAAGUCUCAGAGCCCUCUACACCCCACCUUCCUGACAUCCUGGAUGUCUCUGCUCCUCCCCUCCCCUUACAUAUGUCCUCUUCAGUCCCAGAGCUCCCAGUCUCCUCUUCAGAACUAACCCUACCAGCACCUUCAUCUCAGCCGUUCCCAAAGCCCUCAUCUAUGCUCAUCUCUGCUCCCACUGUAACUUCCAUCUCAAAACCCUCCUCACUUCCUAUCUCUUCUCCCCACGUACCUCCUAUAGCAAAACCCCCAAUGUCCACUCCCCCCAUUCAUCCUCUCUCAAAACCCUCCGUACCUCCGUCUCCCCGUGUUCCUCCUUUCUCAAAGAUCUCCUCACCCCCUCUUCCUAGACCCCCAGCACCUCGAAAACUCUCUGGUCCACCCCAGCCGAGACCCCCCAUACCUCACCCUCACUCGAAAGCCAAACCCUCCUCUCCAGCUCUCCCCAGACCCCCACUUCCAUCCAUGAAGUCCUCCUCUUCCCCUCUACCCUCCCCACUAGUCCCUCUAGCUCCCAUGCCCGCCCCAGCUUCGGCCUCAUCGACAGCCCCAUCUCCAACCCAAGCCACAGCCCCACGACCUAGCAUCAGUAUCCUGGAGAAACUGAUCAAAACUUGCCCGGUGUGGUUGCAGCUGGGUAUGGCCCAGGAGAGGACCACACUCAUGCUGAAGAAAGAAAUCCCUGGGAUAUUUUUAGUGCGUAAAAGCCACGACCAGAAAUCCAUGGUGCUGUCAGUAUGUGUAUCUGACAAGCAGGAGGAGCUUCAGGUCCAGGACAUUCUGAUUAAGGAGGAGAAGUCACUGAUGUACCUGGAAGGGUCUGUUCUGGUCUUUGACAACAUCUUCAAACUCAUGGCCUUCUACUGUGUCAGCCGGGAUAUUCUACCCUUCACCCUGAGGUUGCCUCAGGUCAUCGUCCAGGCAACCAAGUACGAAGAUAUAGAGAUGAUAUCGACAUUAGGCUCAGAUUUCUGGGGUUCUCAGCUUCACAGCUCCUCAGAAAUGGUAAAACGUGAUGACCAGGGUCAGGGCCACAACAGUUCGUCCUGUGAGAUCCAGCUGUCCACCAGGAAUAGUAAUGACCGUCUGUGGUACAUCAACCCCAUCUUCAUCGAGGAGUACUGCAGCAGCCUGGAGGCCUCCACCCUCGUCCCAGCUCCCAUCCACAGGAGCCAGAGUCUGAACACCCCAGGCCCGGGGCAGGUGCAGGUACCCCCCAAGUUCAAACGCCCUCCACCCAGGCCCCCAAAUGUCCCAGAGGGCUUGAUUCUGUCACAGUUGGCUAAGCAGGGUGCCAGAGGGGAAAGUGUCUCCCCCAGGUCUCCACCCCCACCGCGAACAGUAAUAGCCAAGGCAGCAGGUCAGAAAGCGGAAGGAGACAGCAGCAAAGACACUGAGGAGGGAGAGGGAGCUGCUUCUCAACUCAUCUCAGAGAAAGAGGUGUCAGUUACUGUUACUGACUCAGUAGCAGCUACUCAGCCUCUACAGCCACUGUCACCGCACGGAGCAACAGCAGGACAGAAACACCCAGCACCCCGACCACCCCCACACAGGAUACCACUUGUACCCCUUCGGCGGAAACCCUCAGAGAACCGUCCCUCAAUCCCAGGACAGGAGGGCGGUGUUGGUCCAGUGCCUGUUGCUUCACUGGUCUGCAUCGAUGACACCACUAACAUGGCAGAGGAGAAGAUAGGAGUGGAAUCCCAUGCCGGUGAGACAGAGACACUGCAGAACAAAGGGACAUCAGGGGCUUCAAACAUUAGUGAGGUUGUUACCGUGGCUAUAGCCCCGCGGACGAAGAGGGCCUCACAUCCAGUCCCGCCUCCCAGGAAGAAGAAACCCUCUCAGUUAACGCCCCCCAGACCUCUCUCCCGAAACGUGAUAAGCGGAGGACUUCUGUCAAUCAAUUCAUCAUCGGAUACCCCCCAGAACUCCAGCACCCCCUCGCCUGCCUCGAGGCCCACCUCCAUCCCCGUGGGUGAGGCCAGGGGGACAGAUGUGUCCUUGUACUCCCCUGAUGGGGAGGCUGUCUUCCCUGCCCUGGAACAUGACUCCUACUCUACCAGCAGUACAGAGGAGGAGGCUGACACUGUGGCCAGCGGGGCUGUAGGGACCGGUGGGACCAACAACACCAAGGUGUCGAUGAAGAGGACCCCUACCAUCAUGCUGGACCGAGCCAAGCACCGCCUCUCCAGCGUGUUCACUAACUUCAUGAACACCGACCACAAGCUCCAGAAGAGAAUCCUAGAGCUGUCUAGGGAUGGGAGCUCCUACUUUGGCACCCUGGUGAAGGACUACAGGGUGUAUAUCCUGGAGACCAUGGGGAAGCACAGCUCCAGCACUGAGCUGCUGCAGGAGAUCAGGCAGAUGAUGACCCAGCUGAAGAGUUACCUCAUCCAGAGCACUGAGCUACAGAAUCUACUGGAGCCCAACAUCUACACAGAGGACAAAUUGGAGGUGAUUAUUGAGGCUGCCCUGUGUAAGGCUAUGCUGAAGCCUCUGAGGGAGGCUGUGUAUUCAGGCCUGAAAGACAUCCACGCCAGGGACGGCUGCCUGAAGAGACUGAGGGAGAACCAGAGUGUCGUCCUGGGUACCACAACCACAGAACUGGGGAUCACCACCAGCGUCCCAGAGACCCCUGUCAUGGAGAAGAUCCAGCUGAAGUUGAUGACCCUCCACCAGGAAUACUCCCCUCAGAAGAAGAUUGAUCUGCUCCUUAAGACCUGCAAGAUCAUCUAUGAAUCCAUGUCUAUAGGCUGUCCAUCAGGGAGAGCCCAUGGUGCAGAUGAUUUCCUCCCGGUGCUGAUGUACGUCCUGGCCAGGAGCAACAUGGCCUUCCUGCUACUGGAUGUAGAGUAUAUGAUGGAGCUGAUGGACCCUGCACUGCAGCUAGGAGAGGGCUCCUACUACCUGACGACUACGUAUGGAGUGUUGGAGCACAUAAAGAACUAUGAGAAGCAGGUGGUGACACGGCAACUCAGUCUGGAGAUCCAGAACUCUAUCCACCGCUGGGAGAAGAGACGCACCCUGAACAAAGCCAGCGUGUCACGUUCAUGUGUUCAGGACUUCAUCAACGUGUCAUUCCUGGAGGCGGGAUGCAACACUAAGACCCUGAGGGUCCGCCCCAACACCACAGCCCAGGACCUGUGUGCCCAGUGUGCUGACAAGUUUGAGGUGGCAGAGCCAGAGUCCUACAGCCUGAGUGUGCUGGUGGAGGGCCACCACCAACUCCUGGCCCCUGAGGAGUUCCCCCUCCCCAUCAAGUCCAGUCUCCACCACAGUCAGCCCCUCAAGGAGUACUGCUUUGUCUACCGGCCUGGAAGGACAGAGUCAGAAGGACAGGAGGCAGAAUCCCAGGAGGCAGAAUCCCAGGAGGCAGAAGGACAGGAGGCAGAAGGACAGGAGGCAGAAGGACAGGAGGCAGAAGGACAGAAGGUGGAGAGCAAGGAGCCAGCUCCUGCAGCCGAGCCAGAGCCUGAGAAGGAGGAGAGUCUGAUCGAGAUAUGAUGAGAUCAGUGUGCGGGUGCGUGGGUGUGUGCGUGCGUACAUGCAUGUGUGGGACAAAGGAUCAAGGAGCUGCUCAAGUGAAUACAAUGGCUUCUGCCUCAAUCAUUAUAGCCAUUUUAAAUGAGAUAUUGGUUUUUGCCUUAUACACAACCAUAUUGACAAUGUUUAGGCCUGCCCUUGACAACGUGGAUACAUUCUGAAAGAAGAGAACCUCCAUCAUCUCCUCACCUUGAUCUUCAGGUCUAAAUAUCAAAUCACACAACAUGAGACUCAAGUUUACUUUAGCUUCCAUACAGAUGUGCUCUAUCUUAAUUUGAUCUGUUUCUCACAGCAGGACAGUAAUCCUGCAGCAACAGGAAAUGUGAAUUAUUAUGUGUAUUAUAAUGAAUGGAUAUUUUUGUAGAAAAGUGACACACUUUUCAUUAGGGAAAAUCAAGUCUAAAAUGUUUAGUGGAAAUUACAAACUUUAGAAGCCUUUGAAAAAAAUGUAAUACACUACAAGUUUGCACUUCCUGCUGCGCAGGAACAACAGAGUGAUCAAAUUAAGAGAGCACAUCUGUAUGGCUUCUAUUGUAAGUCAUAUUGCUCAGUGAAGAAGACCUACCACCGGCAACUCAUAUAGGACUGGUUCAUACUUCAGACUUUGAAUAUCAUACAGGGGAUCCACACAAGAUCACUUCAACUUUUAUAUUACUUCUAUGAGAACUAGCGCUGUGAGCCCUGCUUCCUCUUUCUGCAAAGUUGGCCAAAGCUACAGAGAUAAAGAGGAUAUCGAAAGGGCAUAAUAGGCUGUAUAAUUAAACUGUAAUGGAUCCGGAUAAGGAGUCUCUGCCUGCAUCCCAAAUGGCACAUUAUUCCCUAUGUAGUGCACUACUUUUGACCAGGGCCCAUAGUCUGGUCAAAAGUAAUGCACUAUGUAGGGAAUAGGGUGUUAUUUGGGACACAGUCCAUGUAUCCUGUGCGGACGGUGUUCAUUUUCAUAUUUAACAGAUUUGCUUCUGCCACAGUUCAGAUUGACAAUCAGCUGUUCAUUGGUUUUGUUAAUCGAAUUUAGCAUGACAAUAUCCUUGCCAAUAAUUAUGUCACUGGGUUUAUAUGCUCAAGAAAGACUCUGCGACUCUCUGUACUGUAAAUCAAUUUUUGCUGUGCUGGUUUGUAUACUCUUGUAGCUGUGCUGUGGCCACAUUACAUUGGUGUCCUGUAAGAACUUUUGAAGUCUCAUUCUAGAGGGGUUCUGCUACAAUGCCAUUCAUUUUAAGUUCAAAUCCAAGUCUACCAGGCACUGAUGGUGUACAGCAAUAUUACACUGUAAUUACAUUAUAUAGCAUUAUGGCUUUGAUACUUUUUUUCACAUUGAUGAGUUGAUUGUUUUGUUUUUAAAAGGUGAAAUGUGAAAUGGUUUAUGUGGAUGUAUUAAGAGAUGAAACCCAGUAAAGCAUUGUUUUUUUAAUCAUUUCAUAAAUUCCAAUAUUUCCCAUUUUAAAUAUUUGGGAGUAAAUAUAUUUCCUUUCUUUGUUAAAACCAUUGCCAGAACUUUAACAGAACUCUUAAAAUCAAUUCAAUCUGCCUCAGUAGAUAGAAUAAUAUCCCAGUUGCUUUAACCAGCAGAAUAUCUAUUGUCAAAAUGAAUAUAUUGCCACGGCUGAAUUUCUAUAGUUCAAUGCUUCCCAUGUCUCCCCCUUCUGGAUAUUGGGAUACAGUUCAUAGUGAGGUUAUGAAAUGUUUAGUAUAUGGCAAGUUAUGGCAAAAUUAACAAACUUGCAAAGAGGGAAAGACGUAGGAGGACCCAAGUUUCAAUUGUAUUUCCAGGCACUAGCAUUUUGCCCCAUCCUGUUUGUUUAGAAAUGAUUCUUCUGCCCCCUGGCUGAGUACAGAAAUACAUACUGCCCUGGAGGACCAAGUCUUCACUAAUAUAUCCCUAAAACCAGGGAUCCUCAACUAGAUUAAGCUGCGGACAGAUCUUUUUAUUUUUCUUGAAUGAUGGUCGGGGCCAGGAGACAUAAUUGAAAAUAAUUUGUACACUGCUAAUUGACCGCAAGAAGCCCAAACAUAUCUAAUAUUUGACUAAAACAUAAUCAUUUCAAACCUUACUUACAUUUGCAUUAGUGCUGAGCUAUUUAACCAAAAUAUCAAUUAUUUUACGGCUUUUGAACAACUAUUUGAAUUUGUUUGUUUUUUUCUUCUGUGAGCUCAAUGCACAGUUUCUCUAGAGAUAAAUCAGGUCCAGCCGGAACUCUGCGAUGUAGUAGGGAGUUGGAAGUAGGGAAUACAGGCCAGUAUUGUCACAUCUUCUCCUGCUCCUCCCUUCUGGCAUACGAUGUCGCCGACCAACGGUCCUGGGAUUCAUCAUUACGCGCACCUGUUAAUCAUUAUGACUCACACCUGGACUUCAUUACCUUCAUCAUUUCCUCCCCUUUAUAUGUCACUCUCUUAUGUUCAUUCACCAGUUGGUAUUAUUCUUGUGUACCGGUGUGUAGCUACAUGGAAUUGUCUCGUUCCUGGUUUUGUUGUUUUAUUAAACGUUUCACCUGCACCUGCUU